Molecule: messenger RNA, 1515 nt
Organism: Bombyx mori (domestic silkworm)
Lineage: Eukaryota; Metazoa; Arthropoda; Insecta; Lepidoptera; Bombycidae
Gene: UQCR-C2
Product: ubiquinol-cytochrome c reductase core protein II
Cellular component (GO): mitochondrion
Molecular function (GO): metal ion binding
Source: RefSeq, marked provisional
GUUCUUCACACGAUUACCUAAACUUUUCCUGAGGAAGAGAAGACUCCGUAAAUCAUAAGCCUUUGUUGCGUUACUACCUAAAGUUUCUAAAAACUUACGAAAAUGGCAUCCAAAACUCUCGUCGCCCCCUUUAUUCGUCAUGUUACGAUCAGGGGCUACGCCCAAGCUGCGCCGGCAGUAAAGAAAGAUGUUAGGAUCCAAUCAAGUGUUUUACCUAACAAGACGUUCGUAGCUGCUUUAGACAACGGUUCCCCAGUUACCCGUGUCACAAUCGCCUUCAAAGCUGGCUCUCGUUAUGAACCACAAGCUGAAUUGGGAUUGUCGCAUGUACUACGAUCAGCUGCUGGACUAACAACCAAGAAUAUUAGUAGUUUCCUUAUUCAACGCAAACUCUCUCAGAUUGGAGCAUAUGUUAGUGCUUCUGGAGACAGAGAAUUCAUCUAUUACACUUUGGAAGCAACACAGGACAAAUUGAAUGAUGCACUGGAGAUCCUGAAUAACUUAGUUUCAAACCAAGAGUUCAGACCAUGGGAACUCAAUGAUAAUGCUCCUCGUCUGAAAUAUGAUAUUAUUUCUCUACCACCCCAAAUUCGUGCUGUAGAUUUGCUCCAUAAGGCAGCCUAUCGUCGUGGACUGGGUAACUCGCUCUUCAUCUCGCCAAAGAGGAUUAAUGAUAUUUCAUCAGAGUCUCUUCAGCUUUUUGCAAGCCAGAACAUUACUCCUAGUCGUUGUGCUGUUACUGUAAUUGGUGAUUCUCAGGAAAGGGCUGCAUUGAUUGUUCAAAACCUAAAAUUGACCUCAUCAGAUGCUUCUCAGGCUGAAGCAUCUACUUAUUAUGGUGGAGAAUUAAGGAAGGAAAUUGGAGGGGAUUUGGCUCAUGUUGCCCUUGCUGUCCAGGGCGCCCCCGCCGGCUCACCACAAGCUCUUGCACUAGCCGUUGCUGCAAAAGCACUCGGCAACGGUCCCGUAACAAAGUGGGGGGCCGAUAACUCUCCUCUAGCAAAGGCCAUCGGCAACAUCGGCCCAUUCGCAGCGGCCGGAUUCAACGUUAGCUACAGCGACAAUGGACUAUUCGGCGUUGUUCUAUCUGUACCUAAAGACGAAGCUAAAGUCGCCGUAAAAGCUGUAGCUAAGGUCUUAAAAACCUCACUGAGUGCGGACGCUAUCAAAGCGGGCAAAAAUCAGUUGAAGACACAAGUGUUAAAUGAAGCCGACACAGGAUCGUCGCUUGCCGAAUCAUUAGCAGCGCAAGGCUUAUACACCGGCUCUGUUCGCUCUGCUGUUGACAUCGCCAAGGAUAUCGACCAGAUAUCCAAUAAUGACAUCUCGCAGGCUGUCUCGAAUGCGGCAAAGAACAAGAUUUCAAUUGGCGCUGUUGGAAACUUAGCAUUUGUUCCCUAUAUAGAUGAAUUGUAAACUCGGUAUUAAAUCUUAAUUUAUUCCUUAAUCUGUUACCUACCUUAAUAAAUCAACAAAUUAGAAACAAUAUGGAUUGUAAUUUAUUGUUUUAAUAAA